CAUCUUGAUCGUCAUCAUUUCAACUAAAAGAAAAAAAAAUUUUUUCUUUUGGACGGCGCUAUCUGUUGAGCCCAGCCUAGGUUUUGUGAAAUGGUCCUACGUGCGCUUCCAACGCCGUACCGGAUUGGCACCGACAUCUGUCGCAUUCCGCGAAUACGCCGGAUACUGAGCGCGGGAAGCCGUGGCCAUGCUUCGUCGCGCGAGGAGAGUUCGCACUUCCGUGGCCUGCCAUCCUUGGACGAUAGGACCAACAAGUAUCUUGAAGAAAUGAGCGGACAUCUCAAUCCGUACUUCCUGGCCAGACUGUUCCGUCCAGGAGAAAUUGCCGCGCUGGCGCAGAAGUACGGACGCGUCGCAAACACGAUGAGCCACGACUCCUUGUAUGAACACAUCGCUGGCCGGUGGGCCGCGAAAGAAGCCAUCAUCAAAGCGGCUUCGCAGUCGUACGUCAACGAGGACGGGUCUUACAGGAAGCCGACAUUUCAAGACAUCUUCAUCUGGUCGUCGAAAGGUCGAGUCAAAGCUGCCAUCCUCCGCGAACGGGUGCGAGGCGGCAGCGUGCAAGUCGAUGCUUCUGGCCCAGGCUCAAGUUCGGCGGACGCGAAGAAGGACGAGGAGAGCAUUCAGGCUAUCCAGGAGAAAACUUCAGGGGCGCACGGCGACGAAUUAUUUUCUGAUGAAGACGUAUCCCAACUUGAUGGUGAUAUGGUGGAAAUCAGCAUCAGUCACGACAAGGACUACGCGAUAGCCACGGCGCUCUUUUGCGACCCCAUCCCAAAAUAGGAAUCCGAUCAAAAAGCCAGCCAGGUUCAAAAGGCGUUGCUCUACGAUAUCUAGGGGCCUAAGUAUACAUUUAUCUAAAUCAAGAAGGCUGCUGCCCCCAGAACACAUGCAAACAAGGCCUUGGCCAUGCCUUCCACAACGAACCCAGAACCUGCCGACGUGGUGGUUAUCGCUGCGGUGCUCGACGAAGCAGACGAUGCGACGGCAGUCCCGGACGCAUUGCUCGCCGACGUGGUCGAAUUUCCCGCAGCUCUGGCCGUGCUGACCGUGUCGGUGGUCGAGUUGGCACCGUCGAUUUUGAUGCUGGUGUAGCUGCCGGACUCGUCGCCGUACGUGUACGAGCUCGCCGGGUUUUGGUUCACAAUCACCACCUUUUCGAGCGUCAUUGUGAACGGGCCCUGGCUGAAGUUCGUCGCUCCUCCAGCCCAUUCCACCGUGCCCUCGGAGUUCAAGGACGUGUCACCGCCGGCCCAAAUGCCAACCUUGACCCGCAUCGGCGUCUGAGGGUAGUUGGUUCCAUCGACGGCGUCGGCGUAGUUCAACGUCCGGGUCAGCGUGCCGUCGACGUACCAUUCUGUUUUGUCGCUUUGCCAGUUGACGGUGUAGUUGUGUGCGGUUGUCUGACAAUCUGCGGCCGCGACCCAGAGCUCGCGAUUAUAGGUGGUCGUGUUUCCUUUGCCAAAGUAAUUGGUCUGGACCUUGCUGUCGUCACCACCAAUCCACUCCCAGUCUAUCUCGUCCAGGUCAUCGCUCUCCAGAACCACGGACGACACGAUGCCAGUGCCGGGAGCGGACUUGAGGAAGACGCUGAUCACGCCGAAGAAGACGUAGAAUUCCGUCUCGAUUGUCGGUGCAUCCCCGGACUCCUUGAUGGUGAAUGUGGUUCCACCGCUUCCGUAGUCUAUGAGAGACGAGCCGGCGGUGAUGUUCCAUUUUGCUGGGAGGGAAGAUGAUGUGAAGUCACUCGUCAGACUCGACGAGGACAGGCCCUCGUCUGCUGGACAUGAUGCUGGCAUACGUAUCAGUAACUGCGUUGGCAAAGCACGAAGUACGGGUACACACUGCUUUUGAGAGGAUUACAGGACGUGUACGUCUGUGCAGCAACGAGCGGGACUAGAGAGAUUGUCGAGAUGAGCGAGCGAAUGCGAUGCAUGUUUGAGAUCAAACGAUUGCGAAUUGGCGUCCUAUGCGAUCCUUUUCUCGACCUCCAGAUAUAACAGAGUGAAACAAAAAAAAAA
Verruconis gallopava is the source of this 2021-nucleotide messenger RNA. RefSeq lists its product as uncharacterized. Lineage: Eukaryota; Fungi; Ascomycota; Dothideomycetes; Venturiales; Sympoventuriaceae. Gene Ontology annotation, molecular function: magnesium ion binding; holo-[acyl-carrier-protein] synthase activity. The transcript is spliced from 2 exons. Bases 91 to 783 code for a protein of 230 amino acids. The record is from RefSeq and is a predicted model, not a curated record.